UUCCGCCUUCUCCUCCCCCCACUUCCGCUUCCGCCCCACCAGUCACCAACCCCUGCUUUCGCCGCCGCGUCUGCGUCUCUGGGAGCGGCAGCAGGACGGCGAGUGGCUCUCCGAGCAGCUCGAUGGAGGCCCGGCGCGGCUGGCCGGUGGGGGGCGCUGGCUCUCGCUCGCUGGCUCUGGGAUGGAUUUUCCGCGGCCUAGCCUGGACUCCGGACCAGCCACCAUCUUAGAGGAGAGGAGCGGAGCGGGCUGUGCAGCGGGACGGAGGGGCUUUGGGGUCGGGCCCUGCCGCAGACAGAUACUGGGAACCAGCUCUACUAUUAUUUAUAUACAGAACAUUUUGAUGUCAUGGAGGUACUGUUUUCAAAAGACCUGCACGUAACUGGCUGAAAAAAAUGGCUCCACAAGAUGACAAUCUCAGCCCUAAUAUGGUCUAAAUGGAGACAGCUUUCAUCUUGACAAUGGCAGCUUGAAGUCUAUUAAAGUCCAAGCAUUUAUUUUGUUUUUAAAAAUUGUGCAGGUUACAAAUGGUGUGGGUUUUUAUCAUGAACCGAAUGAGCUCCCAGUGCAGUUCCUCCACUCAGCGUAAGCGAAUGGCUCUUGGAAUUGUCAUUCUUCUACUUGUUGAUGUGAUAUGGGUUGCCUCCUCAGAACUCACUUCAUAUGUUUUUUCGAAGUACGAGAAGCCUUUUUUCAGUACCUUUGCAAAAACGUCCAUGUUUGUUCUAUACCUCUUGGGAUUUAUUGUUUGGAAACCAUGGAGGCAACAGUGUACACGUGGGUUUCGUGGAAGGCAUGCAGCUUUUUUUGCAGAUGCUGAAGGUUAUUUUGCUGCUUGUACAACAGAUAACACUGUAAACAGUUCUUUGAGUGAACCUUUGUAUGUUCCUGUAAAGUUUCAUGACUUGCCAAGUGAAAAGAGUGGCAGUGCUAAUAGUGAUACUGAAAAAACUCCCAAAAAGCCUCGUGUAAGGUUCAGUAAUGUUAUGGAGAUUCGACAACUCCCAUCGAGCCAUGCAUUGGAAGCAAAGUUGUCUCGCAUGUCAUAUCCAACUGUUAAGGAGCAGGAAUCAAUAUUAAAAACUGUAGGGAAACUCACUGCAACUCAAGUAGCAAAAAUCAGCUUUUUCUUUUGCUUUGUGUGGUUUUUGGCAAACUUCUCUUAUCAAGAAGCACUCUUACAUGCACAAGUUGCCAUAGUUAAUAUCGUAUCUUCAACCUCUGGACUUUUUACCUUAAUCUUAGCUGCAGUGUUUCCAAGUAACAGUGGAGAUCGGUUUACCCUUUCCAAACUGUUAGCUGUCGUUUUAAGCAUUGGCGGUGUAGUACUUGUUAAUUUCUCUGGGUCUGAGAAAUCUCCAGGAAGAGGUACAAUAGGUUCCCUAUGGUCUCUUGUAGGAGCAAUGCUGUAUGCUGUCUAUAUAGUUAUGAUAAAAAGAAAAGUAGACAGAGAAGAUAAGCUUGAUAUACCAAUGUUCUUUGGUUUUGUAGGCCUCUUCAAUCUGCUGCUGCUAUGGCCAGGUUUCUUCCUACUUCAUUAUACUGGAUUCGAGGCCUUUGAGUUUCCCAAUAAAUUGGUAUUGAUGUGCAUUGUCAUUAAUGGCCUUAUUGGAACAGUUCUGUCAGAAUUCCUCUGGCUGUGGGGCUGCUUUCUUACCUCAUCACUGAUAGGCACACUUGCGCUAAGCCUUACCAUACCUCUGUCCAUAAUAGCUGACAUGUGCAUGCAGAAGGUGCAGUUUUCCUGGUUAUUUUUUGCAGGGGCAAUCCCUGUAUUUUUCUCAUUUUUCAUUGCAACUUUCUUAUGCCAUUAUAACAACUGGGAUCCAGUGAUGGUAGGAAUCAGAAGAAUUUUUGCCUUUAUCUGCAGAAAGCAUCGAAUUCAGAGAAUGCCAGAGGAAAGUGAGCAGUGUGAAAGCCUCAUCCCUAUGCAUAGUGUUUCUCAAGAAGGAGAAAACUGCUGUUCAUAGGCAAUAGUUUCAAGAUGGUUUCAUACUCAGCGAAGAGACAAUCUCCUGGGAAGUCCAUAAGGAACCAUAUUUCAGUGCCUAUUCUACAUUUUGGGAAAAAAAGUUUCAAUUCUUUUGAAACUAAACUUUUAUUUUCCUAUAAUUGCCUGUCUUCAUCUAACUCUAUCAACGAACAAUUUCACUAUGUGCAUAUCACUACAACUAUAGGAAAUCCCAGUCCAUCUAAACAACCAACCUGCCUUAUAAAACUCAACUUGAAAUUACUUGAUAUAAUCAAGAAAGCAAAUGCUGGUCUGGUGAUUUAUUUUUUGUUUUCACAUUUUUGAUAAAUGCUGGACAACAAGUUGUUCAAAAAUUACUUUAAAAAUGAAUACGUUAAUAAGUCUGCAGGUCGUCAUUUCUUACAGGCUCAGAUGAAAAAAGCUAAAUAUGUAGCUUGUAAUAGGUACGGAUUAACAUUUUUGUAUAAAGUCUAUUUGAAUAUUAACACAUGAAAUUAGAAAAAAUAUCUUAAUUUAUUAAAUAAGUACAUUUUUGCAACUGUUAGAGCAGGAUGUAUGCAAGUUUCUGGAACAUUACGUAUAUUGCUUUAUCCCAUUUUAAAAAUCCUUGUAAUAGGAAAGGGUGCUUUGUGUUUAAAAAUCUGCUAUGACCUAACAAUCUGAAACUUUUAAAGACGUGUUAGUAUAAAAAGGUUAUGUAUUUUUAAAGGUGGUAAUUACCAUAAAUUUGGCUGGACAAGCACUUGAUGUAAAAGUUCAUAAUUCAGAAUCAGUCUCUUUUUGAAAACUUAAUAGUCAAAAUUAUUUAAUAUGCAAAAUUGUAAAUAAUUCCAAGAUGCCAUGUGCACAGCUGCUUAUUUGAGGGGAAAAAAACAUCAAGUAGACUUCUAAAUUUUGUAGUUACUCUCUUAAUCUCAACUCAAAUCUUCCAAGCAAUUUUAAAGCUAGAGAUAAUCAUGUUGACUUCGUUUUCCUAAUGAAAUUAUUGUGCAAUGGCUAACUUUCACUGUGACCUGAGUUUUCUUCCCUACUGCAAUGCUGCUGUUCUGUUUGGUGCUGAAAGGUAACGAAUUAAUAAAUAUAUUCACAAGAAUCCUGAAGACAGUCAUUGCCCUCUUCAAAAAGUAAAAUGUGGUAACUUUGGCCAAGAGGUAUUUACUAAUUUAUUUUGUCUUUUAGUGAAUUGUCAUGCUUAUAAAGAGUACAGAUGGACUUUCAGUCAAGGUGACUGAAUCCUCCAGAUAACUACAAAACCUACACUGACAGUGCAAGCUUUCUCAUGCUGCUCUGCCAUUUUGUCUCAACCCUGUUCUGGAGGAAGUGAGGUUUUUCUAGGGAUAAAUGUCCAUUCAGUCUUUGAUCUCUAUAUUACUUCCACCAAGAAGGAUACUAAUUGUGGAAAUGGUGGUGGUGAUUUGGUGAUGUAAAGAAAAAAACUAGUCUAACUGGACUGCAUUAAGACCACAGACUUGGAAAAAUGUUUAGAAGAUUAGUUUUUAAUUUAUUCAACCCCAAAAUCAAUAGCUGUAGGGAGAAGACCAUUGUUAAUUGAAAUGUAUAGGGUAAGUUAAAACAUAGGCUAUUACACUUGCAGGCAGAUAUUUAUUUAUUUCUUUGUUCAUUUUUAUCAAAUACAAAUAUUUUUCUGAAUUUUAUAUCAACGGUUGGUCACUAAACUAUGAACAAAACUUAUCUGAGGCCAACCUUUUUCAAAGUAGGAACAUGAAGAUAGGACCUGAGGUUGGGAUUUUCAAAAGAUUUACAAGCACAGUCCCAUUUGAAAUCACUUAGAUACUUUCAAAAAUUCCAUUUUUGGUCCCAAUAUUUAGUCACCUAUCCUUUAUACUCCUACUUUUGAACACUUAAGCCAGAGUUCCUGAUCUCUUGCAGAAAUGGAGGUCAAUAAAAAUUGGAAAGAAAUACUGAUGUACAUCAAACUGAAUAAAAAAUAACCUUCAGUUCUACUGAACUGGAUUAGUUUUAAACAGUGCAACUAAAAGUGAAUGUCUCUGUCUGUCAGUUACUCAAGUACCCAUGAGAAGACAGGAACUUUAAAUGCCGCAGUUGAACUAUUUUUAUAUUUGAUCUUGGUUAGAAUUUUGGAUGUUUGGCAAGAGGAGAAUUUUCCUGAUAAGGUUAAAAAUGGUUUUUAGGAAACAAGAUAACUCCAGAGAAUUUAAGCGGAAUCCUUACUAAGAAAAGCCAUUAAUUAAGGCAUAGUGGCAGUGGAAUGCAAAUAGUUGUUCCCUUAAAUAAUGAUUACAUCUUCAGUUAAUAUUUGGCUUCUGUCAAGUUUGCCUAGUUAAUGCUCAACACUAAAUCAUGUCCUCUAUAGCAGCGAGAAGGAUAAGGAUUGUGGCAAGGCUAAUUUUGCUUUCCAACAGGUGUGUUGCUCUGUUUUCAGAAGAAAACUACGGUUCCCUUUUAAAUCAAUUGCCCAUGACCCAUAGUUGUUCUGGGCUGUGACAUAUAACUGUGAACCAGAAUCCUUAUUUAACAUAACAAAACAUGACAAAGAUGUGGAAUCUAUCAUCAAAUUCUUGGUUAGUUUAUAGAGUUUUACAUAGCAGUUUUAAAUUGUGUAGAGAAAUACAUUGUGCUGGAAAAAAUGAACAUUAAUACAUAAGAGAAAAUCUUCUCUCUCUGCCUCCUAAGAACAUUCAAAUAACGUUAUAUGUUUAAACAAUUCAGAUGCUGGGACCUCCUCACUAAUUUUUCCAAGAAAAGGGAAAAAAAAAAAAAAAAAAAAAAAGUUUUGAGAAAUCAGAUUUGUUUAGUAUCAUAAAGUGUUACAUACCAUAAAUGACUUCAGCAGUCUUUUUAUUAAAGUGUAGCAUUCUGGGGAGUAGAAUGUAAAAUACAAAACAAAUGAUCUCCCUGAAAGGCCUUAGAUUUUUAAACAAUUGUGCCCCAGUAUUACAAGAGAUGUAUGUAUUACAGUAUUAAUUACUAAAGUUAUAUAUUGUGUUACAUUGUGCCUGCAUUUAAUAAGAGGUAAUGAGAUUUUCUAUACCAACUUGUGAUUUUUAGUAUAAGAACAUCUUUUGUAAGUAACUGUCUUUUUUGUUAGAUAAGUGAUUCAUGGAGCUUUCUGUAAUGGUUGCUUGGUAAAGGCACAAGAGAUUUAGCUUUUGAAUCUCAGGUAUCUGUGCAAUAGUGGCGACAUGUUGAAUAUAAUACUCUUGGUUUGUUUUUGUUUAACAUGACAUGGCAUGCAACUGGAAUCAGUUUCUUGUUACAGUAAGUGAAGAAGCUAUCUCUCCUGGUAGAAUUCUCUUUACCAAUAUGGACUACCAUAACUUGUUUUUUUACUGUUUAAUUGGAAUGUCUUGAUUUUGAUUUAUUUCCUGUAGGAAGUGUAUACACUUAAAAAAAAAUCUUCUCAUAUUUUAAAUUAAUCAUACUUUGAAUGUUGCAUAUUUAAAGAGCAGUGAUUUCCCACAUAUGCCUACAUUAUUGAAAAACAAUGCCAUAUAUAUAGUGCUGUCCAAAAAUUAACUCCUUUAUCGCAGCAUCCUUAUGAGGCAGCUAAAUAAUUAUCUUCAUUUUUACAUAUGGAGAAACUGAUACAGAGCAAAGUUAAGUGAUUUUUCUGACUGCCCCAAAAUAAGUCUUGGAACUCAAGAGUUGAAUGGGAGUAACAAUUAGUCUGAUGCACUAUACUGUGCAGUCCAGUAGAGGGUAAAUAAGGGUUCAGUUCUACUGGCUACAUUCAGCUGGAUCUGUUAAUUACACAAAACUGCAUUAACCCUUUUACUGCUAGUGGCUGCUGCAAACUUUAGCCUAACUCCAGAAAAGCACUUAAGCACUUACGUAACCGCUAGCACUUGAGUAAACUGGUGAUAGUUACAUACAGAUUUAGGUGCUUUACUGAAUUGGGGCCUUCAGCAGUAUUUUCCUUUGAAAUACUAAAUGCCCUUCAAAGGACAGUUAAAACCAGGGUAUUGCAUGUGGUACAUGACAUACUGUGUGUGCUGUUAUGUGCAUCACAUACCUAUUACACAGCAGACGAGAAGUUUAAAAUAGUAAGAGCCUGAAUACUGAGUUUCCUUGCCUUAUGCAAUUGCCAUUCUUCCUGUUUAAUUAUCCCCACUGUGCCUAGGUACUGCUGUUUACUGUUGUGAUUGGUUUCUGCAGACAAAUGGCCUCAGUGAAUAAUUAUUUUUGCUAGGCACUUAGUUUCAUUUAGAUGUAAUGAAGUAGUGGCUAUUUGAAAAUGCCCUUUAAAAAAUGCACAGUAGGGGAAAAAAAAACAUCCUGGAUCUUAUGUAGCUACACACCUGAGCAGGCUGUAAGCAUAGGUGGCAAGUUUAUGUGGGCCUGUAUUGCCUGUGCGCCGCUCCACCAAUAUUCAGGAACAUGGAUCCAGCUCCACCAAUGUUUGGGCUUAUAUUUUCAGAACCGUCCUGUCCAUAGGAUGAACAGGGGCACCGUGCUUCGGAGGGACGUGGAGUCCAGGGCAGCCUGAGAGAUUAGCAGGGAACCUGGAGCUGGCAGCAGUGAGCAACCAGGCCCCAGCCUGUCCUGCUCCGCUCUGCCCUGCCUCUUUCCACCCCUGCUCCACUCCAACCCUUCCCCCAAGCUCCUACCCCGCCUCUUCCCGCCCCUGCUCUGUCCCUGCCUCUGCUCCGCCCUCUGGUUGGACCCGUUCUGAGCACCACCAAAAAUUAUGCAAACCUGGCACCCAUGGCUGUAAGUGCACGGCAUGCAUCUGUGCACAUCUGAUAAGUGUACAGUUUUCAUUAACAAGCAUUGCUAGUCACAGACCGACUAGUGUCUCUUAACUAGUGAUCUGGAAACUUUUCUGUUUUCUGAAUUUAACACGAAGAAGACAGGCAAAUGCAGUGCAGUUCCACCCCCUCAUCAUUAACGCAAUGCUAGUACUGAGAAAUAAGCUACACAAAAAUCAGAAAAUAGCUGAAGUUAAGGUUUCUUUUGCACAACUGAGUUAUAUGACCAUAUUGUGGUCCUAUUACUUUUUAUCUCCUUUCUAGUGUAAAUCCUUACUAUAUUAUCAGUUCUGUUGAGUACUGCAUAACUGUAUAUAUAGUCUGUGCAACUUGAUAAGAGUUAUUGAUGCAGUGAAAACCUUACCUUUUGAUAUUUCUUUGGGAGGUUUUUUGCCUGUUUAUGUUGUAUUUUGUUGUUGGUUUUGGUUUGUUUUUUCCAACAUUGUGUUGCAAUAACACUAGUUCUUUGCACUUUAUAUAAUAUCAUAGCAUGAUUUCUCAGGGAAAUGUGGAUGAUCUUAAACAGCUUGUAUCCAAGGAGGUGAUUUGAAAAUGAAGCAGCAGCCCUUUGUAGGUUUUAUUUGAACAUUGAAUAUAGUUAAUAUUUUGUUUCCUUUGACUUAGCUCCCUCAUCCUGGUUCUUUGGAUAAGGAUGAUAUUAAAAGUAUACUUUCCCAUUGCUCUGAUUUUUCAGAAAUGUAAUUCUGUUAAACUUACCCAGUUUUUCCUACAUAGUUGUACUGUGCAUCAUCUUUACUGUAUGAAAUUGCAUUGAAGUUAAUAGGACUCUUGCUCUGUUGAUUUCAAAGCUGCUCCUCUAUCCAUGGUAGUAUGUUGAUGCCUAUGCUAGGCAUUCAGGGUUAAACAGCUCUGCUGUAUCACAUAUCUAGUUGAGGUUUGUACUCUGAUUUCAGCACACAGUAUAACAGUGUUACCAUGAAUAUGUUCCCUACAUUCAGUGGGGUUUUGGGGGGUUGGACUAGAUGAUCUCCUGAGGUCCCUUCCAACCUUGAUAUUCUAUGAAAGUAAAGUACAGUCAGGUUGUCCUUCAAAUUUUUUCCUCAGCGAAGUUGCUUCCCCGACUAAUUUAAGCCCUCUGAUGUAAAUGGCAGUCUUUCCAUUGUUUUCCAGUGUGUUUUGAGUCAGAAUUUUAUUGAAAUAAGGCUCCCACAAGCAGCUUGAUCUUUCUUCUUACACAGUAUUUCCAUGUGUAAUAUACCUUUGGAAUAUUCUUACUUUAAUAGGAUUUUGCAUAGUAUCAGCCAAUGGGACUUGAUGCAAUAAAAAAUGUAGUGACCCUAGCAUUCUAACAGUUCACUCAAGCCAUUAUUCUCUUAUACCCAAGACAAUAGCAACUUUAUUAGAGUCUUAGGUGUCUUUGGCUCCAAUUGUUAUAAUGUUGGGCUCUAAAUCAGUGGUGUAAGGGAUCCUAUCCAUUUCAGUAAGAUUUAUCAUCAGUAUCAACAUCAAUAUGCGUGCGCUCAUGGACUUGAGCCUCAAGUCCCUCUUCACAGAUUUCUCAGUAUGGCUCUCUGUUUGCACUUGGUUCAGUAUGCAGCAGGAAAUUUGCUUAUUGGUUUAUGCUACUGAGAUUGUAUUGUGCCUGCAACUGUUUUCUUUACAUUGACUGCCUAUAGCCAUGUGACUGACACUACAGGGGUUCUUUUAGAUUUUAAUAGUGUGACCCUGGUUGCAUUUGGCCUUGGCCAGAUGAACAUCUGCACUUGCACUACCUGCAGUUUAAGGGUCCCAUCUUUGCAUCUGCUGUUGGUCCGGCACCAUGUUUUUCUUGUGAUGGAAAGGUUCUUACAGAAUGGCAAAUGUUAGUCCUACAUUUAUUACUUUCCUUACCAGUCCUUUUAUUUCCCUUUUUAAAAUUACUCAGUAUUUUCUUUUAGUGCCUUAAGCCUAUUGGCAAGGAGUGUGGUAUGAAGUCAUUGCUGAAUAUUCUAUAGAGUAAAUAUGGUUGUCCAUUAUAAUAGAAUGGUCUCUGAUACUAGAAUUCAGGGAUGUUUGUACAGUUACCGAUCCACAAACCUACAGUUAUUUCUCAAUUAUACAAAUACCUAUUCUCAGCCUGAGGGGAAUUAGCCAGUCACCAUAGUGUUACAUGUACACUAUGCAAUCCUUGUGUUCUCAUUGACAUAGCUCUCAACAUUUUACAGCUUUAGCCAACCACCAUGGCCACUUCCUUUUCCAAUCCCCUCCAUUCUUUUAUCCUACACACUGCUACUCUAUUCAUUAUAACCCUAACCCGCUGCCUAUUGCUUUGGAGACAGGCUUGACACCCUUGCACAAUAAGUAAUUGAAUAAAAAUAUUAAAUGAGGUUUAAAAGCUUCCUUUCCUUCAGCUUGAGAAACAGCUGUGCUAGUGGAAAGUAUCUUCCAGGAAGUUGCAAAAUGGGAGAGGAGGAAGGAAGAUCAUACAUUAAAAUAAUGUAAAAACAGCAGAUUCAUUGGAAGGAGCAAAAAACCUUGUUGAGCAGCUGGAGAGUUAGGGCUGGAAAUUUCAUUUAACUAGAAAAUGUACAAGGGAAGUUUUUUGUUUUUAUCUGAUUGAAUAUGAAAUGACUAGGAUAUAAAACUGUGAUCUAGUUGCUAGUAAAUGCCAUGCAUAUUAAAUUUAGAAGUUAAUUGCUAGUUGUGAUGCAAUCUAGACAAAGCUAUAUUAAAAGUAGCCAUUUUUUGGUCACAGCGUUUCGUUGACUUCAAAGUAGCAUAUAUUGAGUUCAGUGGGGAGUUGCGCUAUAAUGUGUGAAUUUUAAAAUCACAAUGAGUCUUGGAAGAGAUACUUUGAUACCUGAGGCUUUGGGAGUGGAGGUUUAUAAGGUGGUCUUUAAACAAAAAUAUAUUUUUGUGGAAAUCAUUAUUUUGUCUAUAGAGGUUGGUAGGUUUUAGAAGUUUAGCCAUUUAGCAUUUAAAGAUGAGGAAAACCCAUGAAAUUAACUGUAACAUAGAAUGUUAAUGCUCAUUUAGAGCAUUAACAUUUUGUACUAAAUUUCAACACUCUUCCUCACGAAAUGAAUUCAGAAACCAGGAUGCUAAGGCAGACAACCCUGCAAAACUAUAGUGAAACCACUCGGUGUAACUGAUGAAAAUAGUGUUUGCUUGUACAAAAGUGCUUAAAGCUUCCAGACUCUUUCUAAUAAUUCAAACCACAGCAAGUUCCAGGUAUACAUCUUGUAUGAAAUAUGUAUGUGCUGCAAAAAUUUUUAACCUAUUUUCCUUUGAUGAGACCAGAGCCUCAAUUGCUGAUCACUGAUGCAUAUUGCAUUUGCACCUAAAUAAAUCCUGGUUUCAAAGGGUUUUAAAUCUUGAUCUAUUUUUGAUAAAUAGAAGUGUAGCAUUUUAUCUGAUUUCCAUUUAAUAACAAAAAUAUGCAUGCGAACAAGAACAUGUAAUCAUGGUUUCCUGAGUGAUUAUAAACCCAAGAAAACGGCAGGAUGGCUGUAGUAAUUCUGAAAUGAAGACGCAUGCCUCCUUAGGAACUGGAAGGUAGUCCCCUACUUUAGCACCAACUUGUGCUUUCCGUUUCACUAGUAUAAAUCUGGAGAAGGAAAGACCAGAACUCAGUCAUUAGUUCAUUGCAAGCAAAUAUUAGCUUUAACAUGGAAUUCCAUCAUCUGACACUUUAUUAAUUUUCUUAGGGGGUUUGGUGAAGUAAAAAGUAUAGCAUAGUAUUUUUUAAUCCACAAGAAUUAAAAACAGAUUAAACAAAUGAAAUAUUUUAGAACUUGUACAGGCCUAAACCACAGAAAUUAUAGGCAUAUAUUUGGAAUUUCAGACACUGCUUAUAUAUUUUUUUUAAAAAAUCAGUACAUGUAUGAUUAUUUGAAAUAUAUAUUAUGAUGAAAAUGGCAGAAAAUUGUAUUGAUAGAGAUUUACAUUUGGAUUCUUUUUAAUAUCCAGUACCAAACUUUAUAAAAGGGCUAAUAAAAAAGAAAAUAUCAUGUAUUCUAAUGAAUUGCUUGUGUAAUACAAUCAAUUGGUGUGAAAUUUUUGUCUUGUAUAUUUCAUAUUUAUUGUAUGUCCGUAAAAACAAAUAAAUUGUCUUGUUUUCUUAACAGAAAUAAG
Messenger RNA from Malaclemys terrapin pileata, 10776 nucleotides. It is a transcript of the gene SLC35F5, whose product is annotated as solute carrier family 35 member F5. Lineage: Eukaryota; Metazoa; Chordata; Testudines; Emydidae. Gene Ontology annotation, biological process: regulation of peptide transport. The record is from RefSeq and is a predicted model, not a curated record. The coding region runs from base 528 to 1970 and encodes 480 amino acids. The transcript has 18 exons.